This is a messenger RNA of Chlorella variabilis, 942 nucleotides long. RefSeq lists its product as hypothetical. Gene Ontology annotation, molecular function: RNA polymerase III type 3 promoter sequence-specific DNA binding; RNA polymerase III general transcription initiation factor activity; TBP-class protein binding. Gene Ontology annotation, biological process: transcription by RNA polymerase III; DNA-templated transcription initiation; transcription preinitiation complex assembly. Lineage: Eukaryota; Viridiplantae; Chlorophyta; Trebouxiophyceae; Chlorellales; Chlorellaceae. Bases 1 to 942 code for a protein of 313 amino acids. The record is from RefSeq and is a predicted model, not a curated record. The transcript has 6 exons. Gene Ontology annotation, cellular component: nucleus; transcription preinitiation complex; transcription factor TFIIIB complex.
AUGGACGGGGCGUGCCCCAAGUGUGGGGAGGGUGCUGUGGAGUUUGAGGAGGUGGAAGGCGUGUCUGCCUGCGCGGCGUGCGGCUGGGUGGUGGCAGACGAGCAGCUGGUGCAUGCCACCGCCUGGGACAACCGAGGCGCGCCCCAGGGCGUGUUUGUGGGAGCAGAGGACACGGGCGAGCGAGCCGCAGCGCAUGCGCUGCAGGCCAGCGGCCCGGGGCUGUCCAUCCAGCGCAGCAAGCGCGGCGUCGGGGAGGCCAGGCUCAAGGCUCGGGUGCGGGAGUUUGCGGCACUCCUGCGCCUGCAGCCGCCGGUGGUGGACCAAGCGCUGCACGUGGCGGGGCGGGCUGUGCCGCACUGCCUGGGCAACUGGCGGCGGGAUCACUUGGCAGCGGCAGCCACCUACGCGGCCUGCAGGCUCAACAAGCUGCCGCUGACGCUGGCCGACCUGUCAGGGUCCGUCCAGAUCGAUGUGCACACCCUGGGCCACUACUACUGCGCCCUGUGCCGCCUGCUGGACCUCCAGCCGCCGCUGCUGCUGCCAGCCGACCUGCUGCCGCGCUCGGUGGACCGCGUGACGGCAGAGGCGGUGGCUCGGGGCGCGCUGGCUGCGGGCACGGUGGCAGCGGUGCAGCGGGAUGCGGGCAUGCUGCUGGACUGGAUGCACCGCCAGCUCAACCAGCGCCAGUUCCCGCUGGGAUGCGUUGGCGCCGCACUGGUGCUGGCGGCAGAGAUGAACACGGUCUCGCUGAGCCUGGACCACGUCAGCGCCAGCCUGCCGCUGUGCCGCAGCACGCUGGAGCGCAAGCUGGCCCAGACGCGGCAGCGCCUGGUGCAGCUGUCUGCCUUCCUGCCCUACAGCAGCACCAUCAACGUCCGCAAUGUGGGCAGCCACGCCCGUACCAUCAUCAAGCUGUCGGCACUGAGGCACUGCGCCAAGUAG